AUGGAGACAAGUAAUAAUAACAACAAUAGUAACAAAACUGAUGAUAAUAAGAGAUGCCCUCAACAUAACAAGAAACAGAGAAUAAUUUGUUAUGACUGCAACGAAAUAGUUUGUCAAGUGUGCAUGGCGACUAAACAUAACAAGCAUGACAUCGACCAUGUAUUCAACCUGAAUGCUCAAUUCACCAGUAAUAAGAAGAUAAAGAGGUUUGAUACUCGACUUGAUUCACUCUGGGAAACACUGCAGCAAUUGGCAUGGUCGUAUGACACUAUUCAGAUCACACAUAUACGUGUUGUCAAUCAGUUUAGAGAUCUACAUGAAUACCUCAUGAUGAGGGAGCAGGAGCUCAAGAGGGCACUCAAUGAUGAGUUGGAGAAGACUACAACAUCGAUCAACAACAUCAUCGAUGAGAUUGCCAAUAUCAACGCCAACUCGUACCGCACCAAACCAAAGGGAGAUGAUGGAGAUGAUGAUGGCUUUGACAUUGAGAGCAUGAACAAGUUGGUGCAAUCGAUACAAUCGUCAAAGUCAAUGGAUCAGUUCUUUGACAAGGAGUUCAUAGCCUCUGAUGACGUAAAAUGGUGCGAUGAUCAAUUGAUGGACUUUGUUAGAAGAGGUUCACAGGCCAUUAAGACCGUGCACCCUGUUACCAGACCGAUACAAUACGAGUUUGAUACCUUCUUUAUGCAGAUGAAAAUCAUUGACCUCUUGGAUGAUUAUGUCUUCGUUAAGGAGCCAACCAGAAUUGAACAUGGCUUCAGGAAUCACAUCUUCUCGCUCUCCAAAGACUCUUGCUCGAUGCUAGCACUGGACACUGGUGUGUGGACUGUGAUCAACGAUAAGUGCACACCAAGAGGUGACAUAUCCACAUCGGUUGUAUACGCACGAGGCAAUGUCUAUGUGUUUGGCGGUGAAGGAUCACCCAACACCUAUUCUCGAUUCUCACUCAUCGAACAGAAGUGGCACAAUGACCUGGAGAUAAUCGGUAUCGAUGGUGGUACCGGCAUAUCUGCAUGCUAUGAUGGAAAGCAACACAUCUAUUUGGUCGGUGGACUCCACAAUGGCAACCUAUUGAAUCGAGUCGACUGCUUCAACAUUGACACUCAACAAUUCUCCUCAGUUGGACGGAUGUAUGUGGCAACCAGAGGGUCUUACUCGCUUUUCAGAUCCAAAUCAGACGAGAUGUUUGUCGUUGGUGGCUAUGUUGAUGUUGACAGUAAGUGCUUGCACACUUAUACCCUGUCAUUCGAUACGAUCACCAAGAUUUAUAAUAGAAGCAUCAUCAGUGCUUUAAGAAAGGAUCAAAAGAUCCAGGCUUGUUAUGAUGGCAUGGAAAAUGUAUUCAUUGUUGGCGACCAGUGCCUCUUGGUCAAUAUUAAGCAAUUAGCGGAAAGGCGAUUAGAAGGGUAUGAUAUGGUCCCUGAUGAUCCUCACUGGUCAUGUCUAUACACUCAAUCACAUGGAUUAGUGACGAUUGGUGGAAGUGGACACAACUCUAGAUACUCUUUGUUAAAAGACAAAUGGAUACCACUCGAAGACUAUGACCCAGUGGAGUCCAGGCAAUCAUUUGGAACAUGUCACAUAUAUCAU
Molecule: messenger RNA, 1590 nt
Organism: Acytostelium subglobosum LB1
Lineage: Eukaryota; Evosea; Eumycetozoa; Acytosteliales; Acytosteliaceae
Exons: 1
Molecular function (GO): protein binding; zinc ion binding
Source: RefSeq, a predicted model, not a curated record